AGGUCAUUUGGAGAACCUUGCUUGUUUUAACUGUUCCUCCAUGAGGCUAAUAAAACCUUUCUUCUGGCAAGUUUGUUUGGAGACACGUUCAUAUGCUCACAUACAAGUGUAAGAUGUGUACACAUUUAUUGGAGAGGAGGAGCUCUGCAGGAUUGGUUUCAGCUGGAUUUCACCUUAGGUUGAUAAGGCCUGUUCAUUUUAAAUAUUGCACUAAUAUCUCACCUUACAUUUAUUGUACAAAAGAUAGCUACAUUUGGACAAAAGGAUCAGAAAAAAGACAGGGCAUAGUUCAGAGAUCAUUUGACUCCUGGUGUCUGUCUCCCAAUAGAGGUGUUUCAGGACCUUGUUGGGUUACAGUACGGAACUGGCAUUCUUCACCAUCCAGAAAUGAUGACUCUGUAAUAGAAAAAUCAUUGAAGUCUCUUAAGGACAAAAAUAAGAAGUUAGAAGAAGGAGGGCCUAUUUAUAGUCCAACAGUAGAAGAAGCGGUAGUUAAAAAAUCUAUUGGACAGAGGAUUAUUGAUGAAGUGAAGCAUUACUAUCAUGGCUUCCGGUUGCUAUGGAUUGAUUCAAAAAUUGCUGCAAGGAUGCUCUGGCAAAUUCUUCAUGGCAGUUCUUUAACCCGUCGGGAACGAAGACAGUUCCUUCGGAUAUGUGCUGAUCUCUUCCGGUUGGUCCCUUUUCUUGUCUUUCUUGUUGUUCCAUUCAUGGAAUUCUUGCUUCCAGUAGCUUUAAAGCUGUUCCCCAAUAUGCUUCCUUCAACAUUUGAGACAAAGUCUAAGAAGGAAGAGAGGUUGAAGAAAGAAUUGAGAGUAAAGCUUGAAGUGGCAAAAUUUCUUCAAGAUACUAUUGAAGAGAUUGCCUUAAAAAAUAAAGCUGCUAAAGGCAAUGCUACUAAGGAUUUCUCAACUUUCUUUCAAAAGAUACGUGAAACUGGUGAAAGACCAAGUAAUGAAGAGAUUUUACGAUUUUCUAAACUGUUUGAAGAUGAACUAACUCUUGAUAAUCUUACAAGACCCCAGCUGGUUGCUCUGUGUAAACUGUUAGAACUUCAGUCAAUUGGAACAAACAACUUUCUUCGCUUCCAAAUAAUAAUGAGACUGAGAAGUAUCAAAGCAGAUGAUAAACUGAUAACUGAGGAAGGUGUGGAUAGCCUGACAGUAAAAGAAUUACAGGCAGCCUGUCGAGCAAGAGGUAUGAGAGCGCUUGGUGUCACAGAAGAACGCUUAAAGGAACAGCUGAAGCAGUGGUUAGACUUGCAUCUGAAUCAAGAAAUCCCAACUUCACUGCUUAUAUUAUCCAGAGCUCUGUACCUUCCAGAUACUCUGUCACCAGCUGAUCAGCUGAAAACAACCUUGCAAAUACUCCCUGAAAAUGUGGCAAAAGAAGCUCAGGUGAAAGCAGCAGAAGUGGAAGGAGAAAAAGUUGACAAUAAAGCCAGAUUGGAAGCAACUCUUCAAGAAGAAGAAGCUAUUAGGAAGGAACACCAUGAGAAAGAGUUGGAAAAACUUUCCGAAGCAGCUGAAAAAGCCAAAGAGACUCUUCAAGUUGCGGAAAGGGAGGUGGUAGUAGAUCUGGAUUCUUCAGCUCUGAACAAAGGCAGUAUAGAUGCUGCUGCUGAACAAGAACCGGCAAAAGUGGAUUUAACCCUGCAGUCAGAGAUUUUGAAAGAUACAGCCCCGGUGUUGGAAGGCAUUAAGGUAAGUGUUAGUAUGGGUGGGAGUCAAUAUAAUGCUGUAAACCACAGCACAAAUUCUGUAAGGGGAGCGAGGAAGUUAAUGCUUACUUUAUCCAGAUUAGCUGAUAUAUCCAAUUAUAAUAGAUACAGAGAAGGCUAGAACUUAUUUAAUUUA
Messenger RNA from Python bivittatus (Burmese python), 1853 nucleotides. The record is from RefSeq and is a predicted model, not a curated record. Lineage: Eukaryota; Metazoa; Chordata; Lepidosauria; Squamata; Pythonidae.